AUGAUGGCGCAAGAGAAGGCACCGCCAGACUCGCCCUUGGAUGCGUUUGCGCCUGCGCCCGACGACAUCGAACAACUCGACCGAUUCCGCCGUUCGCCCCACCCGUACUUGCAUCAUAGAGAUCAGCUACGGAGACGGUCGCUAGAUCCGGUGCACGACGUUUCUCUGCACUCGCAAUCGCAAUCGCAAACCCCGCCUCGGCCCCUAGACAAGACCAUGAGGAAAACGCCGUCACAAUCACCAAGUGAAAGCGGCACCGAGGCCGACGACGAGGGCUGCAGCCUUGUCAAGGCACUGCCUGCUCCUCCCUUGCGACCGCACAAGGGCCUCCGUGAGUCCCAGGCAUUGGGCACAGAGGCGUGGGCGAGCCCCCUCCUCACCCCCACACAGAUUGACGAUGAGGGGAGGAAGCUCUCUGAGGGCUACUUUGCUCGCAACAACAAGACGAGACGCAAGGGAGACGUAUACCAUAGCGACGACGAAGCGAGGGCGGCCAGGCAGAGAUACCUCCAGCGGCGGCGCAACGAGCUGAUCAGGAGAACGACCGAGACUGCAUUGCUUGCGGGCAUUGCCGUCCUGGCUGUCCGUGGUUGCGACUGCUGGACCAAACUGCUGGCAUGGCAUAGAGUAGAGCUGUUGACACACUGUUCUGUCAUGGCUGGCGUUUUGGGGCUAUAUCCGCUUCGGCUUCUGUACUACUCAUGGAGAAAUCGCUCUCAACUCCGGCUUGGCCGUCAAAUACAUCUACCAGCCGCCUUCGAUCCGGCCACUAUCCUCUACCCCCCAAUAUUGCCCGUCCUGAUUGCGAUCUCCCUGUUUGCCUCAUCGUCAAAGCCCCUUCUACCCAACAUGUUGCUUGGACUAGCCGCUUUACCAGCCAGGCUUGUUCCUUUCAGAAACGCUACCUUGGGCUACUCUCCUCUGCACUGGCUGAUAUCCAUCAUGCCCCUGAUCGUUUCAGAGAAUACCGAUAUACCCUCUCGGCUGUUUGCACAGACACCAUACAAGCUCAAGUUACCCCCACCUAACCAAGGUGUAGACCCAGAACUUCUGGUGAUGUUAUUCCCCUUGCAUCAAGCGCUACUACCACCCUUGUUCUAUCUCACCACGACGAGCCUUUUGCCAGCCGAGUUGCAUUUGCUUUCCAUUGGGCUCAUCAACCUCCUCUUAUUCUCGGAAACUCCUCAAGCAACCAUACUCACUGUCUUGCUGUGGCUAGGUGGGCUGGGUGUUUUCUUGCUUUGCGGCAGGAUCUUGAAGUGGGGUGUCGCACUUGCACGCAUUCCGCGAUGGAGGCUUCGGCGUGCUGGCCAAGUCAUCCGAGCUCGACAGAAUUUCUUGCAGGUCCUGAACCACAGCCUGGGCUCCAGGCGCGGCGGGAGUGGUCCGGUGAGAAAUGCGAGUGAUAGUGAUGCGGACCAAGAAGAUCGUGCAUUUGGAAAUGCUCUCCACAAGACUAAGAGUCUGAAAGUCAACAUUCUAGAUUCUGUGAAACACAGCAGACUUCGCAUGGGCGGCGAUGAGCCACGAUCCGCAGUUGAAGCGACAAAUACGGGCUUUCAGCAAUCGAAUGGUGGCCAAAGAGCCAACCAUAGCAGCGGACGCAGGCGAAGGAACACCCUUCCAGUUCUCGCCGCUGAAGACCAUACAUCAAAGCAUCAGUACUCGAGUCGAAAACGAUCGAGAUCAAUUGUGCAGUCCUACCUGUCGCUCACACCGACCGAAGCCACCAUGAGGAAGUGGUUGUACGCAGGAUACUUCUAUGCGAUUGUAGUCGCGCUAAUACUUGGACCAAUUCGGUAUACUAUCGGCGAACAUGCUCUCCACCACAACGAACCGUUUGGAUGGGCCAUCAGCUACCUCUUGGGCAAUGUACCACGCGUGCGAUGGGAGGUGUUCCAAUGGAAUUUGGACUGGUGGAUCCCACUACCGACGAGACUGGAUUAUGACGACAUGCUCGAAUCCGCACAGCAUCUAUCACCUGCGGAGUAUGUGCGUUUCUUAGUGGUGGGCGAAGCAAACACGCGUCUCUUGCUGUGUUUGUACUGUGCCGGAACUAUCAUUGCCGGCCUUGUUGCAGUCUUCUCACUUUCCGCGGUUGUAGAAGUCGACACGCGCAGAAAGGUGUUCCAUGGCACCAUGGUCGCGAUGCUUCUUCCGACCAUCUUCAUCGAUCCUUGUUUUGUCGCACUAGCCCUUGCGUUGGUGCUUGCGAUAUUUCUCCUUCUGGAUCUGAUUCGUGCCUCGCAACUGCCACCACUGUCAAAACCGAUUGCUAGGUUCCUCACGCCGUACGUAGACGGUCGUGAUCUCCGGGGUCCAGUAGUAGUAUCACACAUCUUUCUCCUCAUAGGCUGCGCAAUACCGCUUUGGCUAUCGCUCGCAGGUAUAGAACGGGCUGGCGAUGAGCCAUGGCAAGGGUGGGAUGUCAAGGAUAGGGAUGUGAGUAUGGUGGCAGGGGUGGUUUGUGUUGGCAUGGGCGAUGCCGCGGCAUCUCUCAUCGGCCGUCGCUACGGACGGCGGAAGUGGCCAUGGGCCGGCGGCAAGUCACUCGAGGGCUCCCUGGCAUUUGCAUUUGCAGUGUCGAUAGGGCUCGUUGUGAGUAGAGUCUGGCUUGACGUGGGGUGGGACAGUGGCCAGGCAGGGCAGAAGACAACGAGCGAGUGGGUACAAGACGCACUGCUCAUGGUCGGCAAGGCAGGUCUAUGUGCAACAGGGGCGAGCCUAAACGAGGCGGUACUCACAGGCGGAAACGACAAUGUGAUAGUGCCAGUCAUACUAUGGGCUCUUGUGAGGGGUGUCAGGCUCCUCAUCCGGGCCCCGGCUGCUCAGCCAGCGCCGCCUACCAUGGCCUCACCCCCAAACCCACACGCCCCACGGCGGUCGGGUGCAUCGCCGUCGACGUCGUCACCCGCUGCCACGGGCUCGGAGCAGAUUAUUGGCAAGUUCAAGCGCUUGCAUCACAUUGGCAAAGGCAGCUUCGCCGAAGUCUAUCGUGGCAUCCACAUUGAGAAACGGCAGUCGGUCGCCAUCAAGUCGGUCAACAUGAACAAGCUGAACAAGAAGCUCAAAGACAACCUCGUCUCGGAAAUCACCAUCUUGCGCAGUCUGCACCACCCACACAUCGUGUCGCUCAUCGACUGCCACGAGACGCCAUCGCGCAUGCACAUUAUCAUGGAGUUUUGUGAACUCGGCGACCUGUCAGCCUUCAUCAAGAAGCGCUCCGAUCUCGUGAACCACCCGCAAACCCAGCGCAUGAUAGAAAAGUACCCCAACCCAGCCGUAGGCGGCCUCCACGAGGUCGUCGUACGCCACUUUGCCAAGCAGAUGGCCAGCGCCCUCGAGUUUCUGCGAUCCAAGAACUAUAUCCAUCGUGAUCUGAAGCCCCAGAAUCUGCUUCUCAAUCCAUCGUCCAUAUUCUACUCUCAGAGUGGAACUCUGGAACGCAUGCCUCUGGCCGCAAGCGCAAACUCCUUGAUACCCGCCACUGGCAUUGCCUCGUUGCCCAUGCUCAAGAUUGCUGAUUUCGGCUUCGCUAGGAUUCUGCCGACUACCUCACUGGCCGAAACCCUCUGCGGCUCUCCCCUCUACAUGGCACCAGAGAUCCUGCGAUAUGAAAAGUACGAUGCAAAGGCUGACCUCUGGUCCGUGGGAACCGUUCUCUUCGAAAUGAUGUGUGCUCGGCCACCAUUUAGGGCCAACAAUCACGUAGAAUUGCUACGCAAAAUCGAAGAGCGCAAGGAUCAGGUCCGAUUCCCAGAAGGUCUCGUCAGCAGCAGGGCCAUGAAGACUCUCAUCCGCGCACUCCUGAAGCGUAAGCCAACUGAGCGCAUGUCUUAUGAACAUUUCUUCUCAGACCCGGUCAUCCGUGAUGAAAUUCCAGACAUGGUGGACGAAGACCUUCCUGGCUCCAUGCAAGCUUCUGAGCGUAUGCAAACCUCUGUACUAGAACCACCAAUCGAGCCACCUAGGCGACUACAGAAAGCGCCUGUUGAAAUGGAUCCAAGGGCUGCUGAUAAUCCAUACUCGCCAUUACCCAGAGACAGGACGACAGCCCCUGGCACAACGCCGCCUUCACGGCCCAGCUCUAGACCCGUUUCCGGUCACUUCUCUAGCACUCCACCGCAACACCUUUCUGCACGAAGGGCCAACAAUGUCCCGGCCGAUCCUAGCGAUGAACGUACGUCGACUCGCGAACACCGCCGACCCACUCUUACUAACGCGGCGACCGCACCAGGACGUACCGCUACACUGCAGGAUCAGACCGCCGCACCCACUGCCAUCGGCCAUAGGCGCAAACAUUCUCGCGAUGAGCAAGCAUCGACACCUACCGGCCUCAAGGAGCACUUUGACCGCGAGCGGAUCCCACAGAGAGCGGAAGCCAAUGUAUUGAAAGAAGCGGCAGAACGAGCUGCACAAGACAACGCGCUUGACGAGGGCUUUGUAUUUGUAGAGAAGCGCCGUGUGGAAAUUGACGCACUCGCAGACGAGAUUGCCAAUAGCCCGCAAACACAACGAGAUCGUCUCGUUCACCGAGAAGUUCCAAUGAAGCGACGUUCGACAACACAAGGGUCCCCAACAUCGACCACUGGCGCAGUCCCUUCCAAGGCCAUCCAGAUUCAACAAAAGCCAACCAUUACCCACCAACGCACGGCUUCAUACAGUCGGAGACAGUAUCGUCCAAGUUUCGAAACCGCUACUUCUGCCUUGUCCAAGGCUAUGAACAUGGUCAACAUUCGAGGGCUUGGUCUGUCACCACCUGUUAUGAAGGGCGUAUCUCCCCCACAGGGCUAUUCUGCAUUUCCUGCGUAUCCAACUGCGCAAAGCAGCAUGUUGCUGGUCGGCGAUGGAGGCAAAGUAGUGGGCAAGGACGAAGACACUAGUACGGUUAAAAGGAUUGAAGAUCUGGCGCAGCUCAGCCAUGUUGUUUACGGCUUCGCAGAAGUCAAGUACAGCCAGCUCGUCCCAGUUGCACCAAGCGACCCGGCUCUAGGUAUCGGCUCCACUGGCGUUGCUCGCAAGCCUAGUAGCGAUGUAAUUGACGACGACGAUGACGAUGACGAUGAUCUGACGCCCGAUACUGUUCUUAUCAUCUCUGAGGAAGCGUUGGUACUUUUUGUGAAAACGUUGGCAAUGCUGAACAAGGCCAUGGACUUGACCGGUAGUUACUGGAACCGAACUCGACGUAACAGCGGUCCUGACGGUGCAAGCCGAACUAAUGCAAAACUUGGCCAAGUAGUCUCUUGGAUGCGCGACCGAUUCAACGAGUGCUGUGUCAAAUCUGAGAUAGUUGCACGCAAGCUCAAACAGGCACAGCAGCAGCUACCAGCAGACCAUCCCAGUCAUCCUCAGAAUCAGUCAGCGGCAUCUGGUUCUACGACUGCGGUUGGUUCUGCCGAGAAUAUUCUGCUUACAACUGGCGUCACGGCCGAAAAGCUGCUAUACGAUCGAUCCCUAGAAAUGAGUCGCCAGGCAGCCAUUGAUGAGCUUACUGGACACAAUCUGGCCGACUGUGAUAUUAACUACUGGACUGCCAUCACAAUGCUUCAAGCUGUCCUGGAAGAAGAGGAAGAUUCGCCCAACGACAAGGCAGAUGCUGAGGAAAUCAAUGGUCUCGAUGGUGAAGACCGACGCUCGAUCCAGAAGCUUCUCGAGCAGAUGAGAAGCCGCCAACGAGCGCUGAAGAAAAAGCUUGAUGUACUCAGGGCUCAAAAGCGCACCUCCAUCACCAGUGCGCCCGCACCACACUCCGUCGGUCGCAGCUCGCCUUCUCAGGGUGUCGCAAAGUAG
Molecule: messenger RNA, 5790 nt
Organism: Alternaria burnsii
Lineage: Eukaryota; Fungi; Ascomycota; Dothideomycetes; Pleosporales; Pleosporaceae
Product: map microtubule affinity-regulating kinase 4
Exons: 5
Coding region: 1-5790 (1929 amino acids)
Biological process (GO): protein phosphorylation; dolichyl monophosphate biosynthetic process
Cellular component (GO): endoplasmic reticulum membrane
Molecular function (GO): ATP binding; dolichol kinase activity; protein serine/threonine kinase activity
Source: RefSeq, a predicted model, not a curated record